Messenger RNA from Carassius auratus (goldfish), 1374 nucleotides. Its product is annotated as carbonic anhydrase-related protein 10-like. Gene Ontology annotation, molecular function: carbonate dehydratase activity; zinc ion binding. Bases 1 to 951 code for a protein of 316 amino acids. Gene Ontology annotation, biological process: one-carbon metabolic process. NCBI's taxonomy places the organism in Eukaryota, Metazoa, Chordata, Actinopteri, Cypriniformes, Cyprinidae. The transcript has 8 exons. The record is from RefSeq and is a predicted model, not a curated record.
AUGGGGACUAAAGAUCAUGACCCAUUACAAAACGGCAAAUGCAACAGUCUACAGCUGAAAAUUAUUGCUCUGAACUCCACUUUUUGUGUUUAUAAUUUGCUAGUGCCAUCUUUCUGGGGACUAGUUAACACUGCCUGGAACCUGUGUGCGAUUGGGAAGAGACAGUCGCCGGUCAACAUCGAAACCAGUCGAAUGAUUUUUGACCCCUUCCUCAAUCCGCUUCGGCUCAAUGCAGGGCAACGUAAGGUCAGUGGAACGAUGUAUAACACGGGCCGACAUGUGUCCCUGCGCCCAGACAAGUCGCACCUGGUGAACAUCUCUGGCGGGCCGCUGAGCUACAGCUACAGGCUGGAGGAGAUCCGGCUUCACUUUGGCGCAGAGGACAGUCGGGGCUCCGAGCACCUGCUCAACGGCCAGGCCUUCCCUGGAGAGGUGCAGCUCAUCCAUUAUAAUCAGGAUUUGUAUUUAAAUUACAGUGAUGCCGUCCGGAGUCCUAAUGGAAUAGCAGUUGUUUCUAUCUUCAUAAAGAUUUCAGAGCCUACAAAUGUAUUUCUAAACCGCAUGCUGAACAGAGAGACCGUCACGCGGAUUACAUAUAAACAUGAUGCAUACUUACUGAUGGGGCUCGAUAUUGAGGAGCUGUAUCCCGAAACCUCCCGCUUUAUCACAUAUGAAGGGUCGAUAACUAUUCCACCGUGCCUUGAGACAGCAACCUGGAUAUUGAUGAAUAAGCCAAUUUACAUCUCACAGAUAGAGAUGCAGUCCCUUCGUCUCCUCAGCCAGAACCAGCCGUCUCAGAUCUUCCUCAGUAUGGGUGACAACAUGCGGCCGACGCAGCCACUGCACCAGCGCUGCAUCCGCACCAACAUCAACUUCAGUCAGAGACGGGACUGUCCUAACAACCGUGUGCUGAGGCCGCAAUACAGAGUGAAUGAAUGGCUUCUGAAAUAACAGCUUGACGUGGAUUAGUUACUACAACGAUCUGGUAACAGCUGAAGAAUAUGGCCAACAGAGCGAAAAAUGGGUUACAUACAAUGAGAUGAAGAAAACGGACUUAACAGAGGACUCUACAAUAAAAAAAAUCUCUAUAUAUAAUUACUUUUAAACUUGUUUAUAUGUUUCUAACAAUAUAUUUCAAAGACAUUGAAAGCAGUUGCUAAGAGUAUUGCGUCAGACAGGUCUGGGUCUCAGUGACACUGGGUCUUGAGGUACUGUCUGCUCUUCUUCUUUGCAUCUGAACAGCAGGUGCAAUCAAGCCUUGUUGCAGCGAAUGGAAAACUACGUUUGCUCUAUGCACAGUGAUUUGAUCUUUACUUUGACAAGAGGCAAACAAAAGGAUUUCAAGCCUAUAUUUUGGACUAUUCGGAGCAUGUU